CAUUUAUACGGGUGGAUAGUAGCUAGGCGCUUCAGUCUCUGUUUGGACCGCGAGACGUGAGUAUGGGGUAUCAGCGCGUUGUCGUGAAGUGUAUCAUAUAAAUUGAAAACAAACCGAGAGACUCAACACAAACUUGCUUGAUAAUUCACCACGAGAAAAGAACACGAUUUGCUGCAGGGUGUCAUCGAGCUUCUACCGUGUAUUGCAAUCAACGGGACAUCGAAGUGAGAACUGUCAGUCGUAAAUGCGGUGAAUCGAUCGUGUAACACGCGAAAGUCGUACUUCACUUUGCUCGAUGUAAAAGAACGGUUUCGUGGGCGAGAAAUCGAGACGAUUUUUGAAUUAAAUCGUUCGUCGAUGCGAGACUCGUCGCGUGUGCUUGUCAGGGAUACGUGAAGACGGUUUCUCUCGUGGAUACAGCUGACAAAGGUAGCGAGCAGCCAAAAUGUCGGUGCUUCUGGAAGCAAGGUCUUACAGACCUUUCAAGUCUUCGGAGGAGUAUCUGGUCGCGAUGAAGGAGGACCUGGCCGAAUGGUUGAACGCUUUGUAUCCGGAAUUGAGAAUCAACGUUGACAAUUUUAUGGACAGGCUGGACACUGGCGUCGCUCUGUGCAAGCACGCGAACAACGUACGAAAGUCGGCGGCCGAGUACGUGGCACGUCGCCAAGCGCGGAAGAUCUCGAUGACACGAUCGAUAACCUCUUCGCUGGCAUUGCCGAUGUCGCAGCUGAGCGACGUGGCUUUCUUGCCGAACGCGAAAGCCGGCACCUUCUUUGCACGCGACAACGUGUCCAACUUCAUUGGAUGGUGCAGGAACAGCCUUGGUAUCAUAGAGUGCCUUUUGUUCGAAACGGACGACCUUAUUAUGCGAAAGAACGAACGGCACGUGAUUCUAUGCUUGCUAGAAGUGGCUAGAAGGGGCGCGAAAUUCGGUAUGCUGGCGCCGAUGUUGGUACAGAUGGAGAGACAGAUCGAUCGGGAGAUCGCGGCUGAGAACAAAGCCGCGAACGGGGCGCAUGGAAAUGGCGGGAACGAAGAGAGCGACGACGAGUACGCGGAUAUGCAACAGGAGGAACCUUGUCUCAUCUACGGACCCCAACCUCAGAUCGUCACCAACGACCUGAAGAGUCUCGACGAGAUGGUUCGGGAUCUGGUUGAGAGGUGCACCUGCCCUACCCAGUUCCCUAUGAUCCGUGUAUCCGAGGGAAAGUAUCGAAUUGGAGACACAAAAGUGUUGAUUUUCGUGCGAAUUCUACGAAGUCACGUUAUGGUGCGAGUCGGUGGAGGCUGGGACACCCUCAGUCACUAUUUGGACAAACAUGACCCGUGUCGAUGCAGAACCUCGCAUCGCUCGAUGAUCUCAGCGAAGUUGAUUCAAAAGGCUGGAGGGUCCUUCGACCUUGGCAGCGCGCAGGUGCAUUACGAAAGAUCACCUCCUAGAACUCGGCGAAGUUCGGCGUCUAGCGUCGGUUCUUGCGCCGGUGGUAUACAGAAUCAGCCGUCGACGCAGCUGCACGCGGCCAGAAGCGUUUCCAGCAAUCGUUCCCGAUCUCCCACGCCUCACCAGCCAGCAGCCGGUAAACAACAGACGAACGACGAGCAGAGGAAGAUCAAUCGGUCGAGGAGUCCCACGCCACAGAGGAAAUUCCUCGCCAGUCCGAGCCACCAGCCUGUCGAUUUCGGGAAACAGCGAUCGAGAUCGCCCACCCCGAAGGCGCAACAGUUCAGAUCGAACAGCCCUGCGACGAAAGGGGAACACGCGAGGAUCGGAUGCAGCGUCGUUGAUUCGCCCAGCAGAAGUUUGAACGAGGAUGCCCGCUCGCCGGCCCAUCAUGGAAGGCAUCAGGAAGUUAAGGAUGCAAGGAAGGAUCUCCAGCAGGAAAAUCGCGCGAAAACAGCCCUGUCCGAGGAGUUCACGAAACGAUACGUGGUAGAGGGUGGCGUGGCGCGAAGGGCGGUAGAGAAAGACGACACGCCGAAGUACGAGCCGACGAUCUAUAAUUACAAGUGUCGCGAAGAUUCCAGUAGUCGUAGCCCGACACCUAGCCCUCCGGCGAUCAAGGAGGAGCCGGUGUUGGAGAACUUCGGCAAAGACGUGACGAGUAACGCGCAUUACAGCAGCAAAUCUCCUCACGGCGAUGGAGAACAUUCGGACAACUGUAGCGAGAUGUCAGACGAGGGUUAUCGAAGUUUGGGAGCCGUCCAGCCACCCAGCAGCAACGGAAAUCCUGGAACGUGCACGCAGGGCUCGCCCACGGUUGCCGAUUGUCAAAAGCAACCCGCGAAGCCCGAUCAAGAGGAAAGAUCCUGCGUAGAGACAGAAAGCAUCGAGACCGGCCUACGAAAGACUCGAAUAGGUCCAGCGAGUCCUCUGCGGAAUUCACCGUCCAGAAGCGUAGCCUCCUCCUCUGGUGACCGGACUCCACGCGCGGGUUCCAUAGUCCGCGAGAACAGCAACGUGUCCAGAGCCUCUUCGGGCAGCAGGACGCCAAGGGACAGUAACUCCAGCCCGGAAGGAAGCCCUUUGAAACGAGGUGCAAUCCGGAACAGCCUUCGCAAGCCUCCAACAGGUAGCUUGAGCAAGGCAUCGUCACCGGUACCAAAGUGUUGUCAGUCUCCGGUGAGCGGUAGCAAUACCUGGAACGGUAGACAGGCUAAGCAAAGGCCUAGCAUCCAGUCGGACACAUUUCUGAACCCUCAGGGAUCAGCCACCUGCACCACGACGCCCAGUUUCUCUAGGAAGAGCCCGGCCAGACAGAGUCUGCCCAGACAAAGUACCAACGGCGUCCAGUACGACAGAAACGGGCGAAGGAUCAAGCCAUCCACCGGGUCCCUUCAGUCGUCGCCCACCAAGGUAGCGAAUCCUCUGUUAGAACAGAUCCUUCAGAAGGUGGGCCAUCUGCAAGACGAGCGCGAGGUGGUGCAGAAGCUGCAGGACCUACUGAGGGACUACCAGUCGCACGGAUCCGGCGAUGCCAACAUGGAGUUCACCAGGGCGUGGAUAGACGGUAAUGGUACGGUAGCGUUGCCACAGGACAAUCAAAUGGCGGCUAGUCCUCGGAAGGACCCGAAAGCCGCCUCGGAAAGGGGAGGAUUCUCGAGGAUACCCGCGCCGGUGUACAAAAGGCCCAUGUCCGUCGCGUCGGACAGCGUGUGAAGCUUUGCCGGGUGGGUAGACUCUAAAGGUGUUCGCGUAAACGCGUCGAUGUUUAACCUGCGCGUACAUCGGGUUCUCUUCGUCGCGACGUCCUCGAUCUCAGCGAUCUUUGACCAGGGGGUUUGUCGAUGAUCACGGUGACACGCGAGGGGUGGACUGAACGCGUUCCAGUUAGAAGGAACUAAUUAGACUGUUUUGGAAUUGAGGGUGCUUAAUUGAUUUAAGUGACACUUUAGAGAUAGGUGAUACACCUUGGGCCUAUUAAGGAAUGACGGUUCAAAUCGAGCUUACCAACUAACAUAUAACACUCCCAGAAAGUAAGUAAUAAUACUGUCUAGGUGCACUAGGUGUUCAUGAAGUGGCCUAAGCCCGCAUUCCCCUCAAACCUCGCGAACGUUCAAACGACCCACAACUAUUUUCCACGUAGAGCAGAUUAUUUUUCUCUGAUAACAUAGCGAAUCGUGUUAGAUUGACGAUGAAAAGAGUCCACCUUUCCGCGGGAUCGCAGAUCGAAGGCGUCCGAUUCGAGGGAAAGUUAACGGGCCUUAACGGUGCACGGGGUGAAAUCAGUUAGCGGAAAGCUCGUAGGAGUGACGCGUAUAUCGGGGUGGUGCUUGGAUGGUGCUGAACGAGGUAUAACGUUCGUGAUGCGAAUAAGACUGUAUGUAAGGUGAGCGAUAUGAAAAAAAAAAAAAAAAAAAUGGAAAGAUGGCAGGUAGGUAAAGAGGAGCAGACUCGUCUUGUCGACGGACGAUUUCAAUUGGCGAACGUACACAGGGAAUUUCGAGCAGGCAAUUAGCUUGUGCCGGUGUCUUGCGUUAAUGGCUUCCCAAUCGAUUUGCUUCCAGUCAGUUAAUUGCACCCCGGCUGACAGCUCGUCGAUUGAUCCGAGACGAGAGAUUACACCUUGCAACGUGGACACACACGCGACCUGUGCUCGGUUCUCUCUUGUCGCGACGCUUUGCGUGAUCGAUAGCUCCUUUCAUUUUUUUCUUUUUUAUCUCGAUGACUUUUCAUGUUUUCCUUUUGCUCGUGAAUGGGUUAAGUGUGAUUCUUCAACGUUAAACGGAGACUGAAUUAUUGAUUGAUAAAUCGGACUGAACGGUGUUUGGUGUGAAUGUUAAGAGGUUUAGGUAUGAUUGAAAGAUUCUUUUUUCUCUAAUUAUCUAGUUGCUUGUUACUUGGUACUAAUUUUUUAAACAACCAAAAGAAAAGCAGCAUUUGAUCACAGGAGAGUUUGAAAGGGUAACGCGUGUUCGCGAUUUUCUUAGCUCGGUAGCAUCACGAUCGACGAGCGUAAAUCUCGAUCCCUCGACGACGAACGUUUCCCCGACGUAGAAGGUCGUCGAGAGAUCGACGAGAAUUUUGAGUAUCGCAGUCAGAAUUUCUAUGUUCGAACGUUUGCGAGGGUCAGUCUGACCAAGGCUGACCGACAGAAAUUAUUUAUUUUAUAUAGUCUAUCGGUUGUAUUUAUUGAAGACGAUUUAUUUACGCGUUGCGAGUUCGCUCGAUGAAGGAAAGAGAAACGACGACGAGAAGCGGAAUGAUAGAUCCUUGUUUAGGAUUCGACUAGGAGACAACUAAAAAGGAGAUUCGGUAGGAAUUUCUUCGUGACGAAAAAUCAAAUUAACCCCCGAAAAAAAUUAAGAAAAACAGACUGCAUUAAUUAUUGUAGAUAGUGACGUGUCGAUGCAAAACGCCAUUCCAAUGUUUCACUGUUUUUUAUACCAAACGCGAGUGUAGCGGCAUUUUUUAUCAAGUGUCCUGCGGUAGCUGGCGUUUCCGGCGGGACUUCGCGAUCCUUUUGCAAUUUUUCGAAAAAAGAAAAGGGAUGAGAACAUUUCGUAGAUUUUCUAGAUAAAUGAUACGGUAGAUUUUUUAGGAAAAGAAUACUUUUUAUUCUCUUGAAUACAAAAUCCUUCCAAAAUCAAUCGCGCGAACGUAACCUGGCAAAUGUAAAAGGUAGAAAAUGUCGAGCAACUAUUUUUUAUAAAUGUGUUCUCUAGAGAUACUUGUUCGCGUGUGGCCUAAACGUAAUCUCAACCUAUCGACGUCCCGCCAGCGAAGCCACUUCUGCUUGUUACGAAUUAAGAGGUACACUUCCGUCAGGGAAGCAGAGAAAAGAGGUUUAUUUUGUUGACGAGAUCGUAACGCGAAACGAACAAACAAAAAAAAAAAAAA
This is a messenger RNA of Osmia lignaria (orchard mason bee), 5338 nucleotides long. RefSeq lists its product as uncharacterized. The record is from RefSeq and is a predicted model, not a curated record. Gene Ontology annotation, molecular function: microtubule binding; actin filament binding; cytoskeletal adaptor activity. Lineage: Eukaryota; Metazoa; Arthropoda; Insecta; Hymenoptera; Megachilidae. Gene Ontology annotation, cellular component: cytoplasm; microtubule plus-end; stress fiber. Gene Ontology annotation, biological process: microtubule bundle formation; protein localization to microtubule plus-end; actin crosslink formation.